CUUGUCUUGUCUUCCUACGAAGACAGGCCGGCAGACAGUUGACAGUAUGACUAACAAACCACCGCGCUUUUUUUUUAUUUUUAGGAGUGAACACCCACGAGGAUAGAUUUUCAAUUUGUCACUGCCACAUUGAAUAACCCGUACCGUUCAAAGAUGGGCCAGAACCUUCUACUCUCCAAUUUUUCGUUAGAUAUUUACAAUUUGAAUUUGUGAGUUUCUGUACAAUUUUCAACGAUCUUAUGGACUUCUACUUGUUUCAUUUUUACCUCCAAAGUGGUGGACCUUGAGCCUUCGCGGACAGAGGCAUCGGGCAAGUGGAAGCUUCACCAGACAGCGCUACGUGCCAGAAGAACCGCGGUAUCGAAGCGAGAGGAACAGGACUGGAACAUACAGGAAGAGGCGACCACUGGAUCUACUGGAAGAGGUGGUGCCAAUUGUAGAGGUGGGCGACGAGGCGGAGACGCCAAAACACAACCAACAGUCGAAAGCGUGGCAAGGUGCUGGCAUGGACAACAAAAAAGGGUCUGGUGGUAUCAAGGGCGGUGGUGGAAAUGGUCAGCUUCCAACGGCUUUGACGGGCAGUGGGUCCCGCUUGCGGGCUCUAAAUCUACCUGCGGGGCCGAUCAUGAUGAUCGGGAAGCAUCUUAUCACUCAUGCAGCAAGAAAUGGCGGGCGCGUGGUUCUUGUAAUAAGGCAUUGUUCCUGAUACUAGAUUAAUUCUAAGAAGCCUACAUAUUCACUUCUGCAAGAAUAGCACGAAGAUUCGUAUUGUCGUCUAGUACUUCUAUUGACUUUCUUAUUCUAUCGGAGCAACUGAACUGCUUCUACUUGUUGGUUCUACUAACCACAGGUUUGGCUCGGGAGAAGGACAGGAUCAUGAGUAGAUCUGUUAAUACUAUAGAUCAUGAAUGUCCUUGCACCAUGAACUUGUCAGACAUAUUCUUGUUCUUGUGUGACCAAACAUGGUCUGUUCUAAUGCUGAAACUGAAGAGUGUUUGCAGGAACGCGAUGAAGGAUAUGAAGAGGAUUGGAGAUGCGGAUGGGACGAGGACUGGCCACAACCAGAGUGGCCACAGAAGUCAAAGCGCGCCCUGAGAAGGGCCAAAAUGAAAGCAGAUGAGAGGAAACUGAUGGGGGAACAACAGAAUGGAGAUGCCACUGACGUAAAAACAGAGAACAAGUACGAGGAGGAGGAACCUAUGCAGGAGGAUGCUGCAUCGACAGUUCUUCACGGAGCCGGACGCGGAGACGCUCUGUGUCUUGAUAGGUCGGUCAAAGACUCGUCGGCUCGAGAUGAUGUUGAUGAUGAACGGUGCAAUUUGGGUUGCUUCAUACCCAUGGAGAUUCCUGACAAGAGGCCAAGCCGACCAACGCCCGACGCAAUCAAAUCCAUCACAGUAUCAGUAGAUGGGGCUGCUGCUCGUACCACUACUGUUGACAAUGGGUAUCAGGGGGCCGCUAAAACAGCACCACAUUCGGAAGCUGACAAAACGGAAGAGGAGAUCUGUGUUAUGACGCUAAGCGCAGACGAACUCGAGAAGCAUAAGGCGCAAAUGAAAGAGCUUCACUUCAGCGAGGUGUGCAAGCCAUGUGGAUUCUUCUGGAAAUUAUGAAGGCCAGUUCAUAUUGCGUAAGUAAGUAAUGAAUAUGUCCUUCAUAUCAUUCAUUUCCAAUUGUGUGACUGUUCACGACCUCUCACAUGGAUGAGAAGAUUCGUUCAACAAGAAAAACCAUGAAGAGGUAGUAGAAGAACAACGCAUAUGUCUAACGAGUAGACCACCACAGACACUUUAUUAUUUAUUAUUUAUAAAGAACUACAUUAAAAGAAAAAGUGCUUUUCAGACAGGAGAGUAAAGAUUCACUUCUGCAAAUUGGCCUUGGCUCUAAUGAAAUCGUUCGGGUGUAAGCUGGGCGACGAGUGUCACUUUUGUCAUAUCUGCACUCCUGAGCAGGCGAAGGCAAGAAAAGCCAGGAAAAUUGCAGAGCUGCAAAUGCAAGCUAGAUUGAAUGGGAAACCCAUCACGAGAAACGUCAAGAAGAGGGAGAGCAGGUUUAAGACGCUGUUCCUGCGAGAGUAA
Messenger RNA from Amoebophrya sp. A25, 2078 nucleotides. The record is from the annotation of a GenBank genome assembly. Lineage: Eukaryota; Dinophyceae; Syndiniales; Amoebophryaceae.